This is a messenger RNA of Hylaeus anthracinus, 1476 nucleotides long. RefSeq names its product LDLR chaperone boca (gene boca). Lineage: Eukaryota; Metazoa; Arthropoda; Insecta; Hymenoptera; Colletidae. Gene Ontology annotation, biological process: protein folding. The transcript has 5 exons. The record is from RefSeq and is a predicted model, not a curated record. The coding region runs from base 397 to 1011 and encodes 204 amino acids.
GCCAAUUUCUAAUGUAAACACUACCAAUCAUUGUAGUUGUACGAUUCUUAUUAUAAACAAUAUUUUGUUCACUCAACGCAAUCUCAAAUGUCUUGUAUGAAAAGAAUUUUUACGCCGAAUAAGUUGAGUUACACAUCCCGAGAUGUUCUGGAGGGGUCAUCCUAGUUCAUACGUGUUGCCACCUGAUGGCUACAGUAUUCAACAGUAUUUGUCGAUUCGGAAAAUGAGAUUUAAUAAGGAUAAAGUCGCGAAUACGUUCUGAAUAUCGUUCUAAAUACCGAUUCCUUCAAGGAUAUCCUCACUCUAAAACAGAUUUCUACUGUAAAUAUUUGCCCAGAAAAAUAAAAAAUCUUUGGUUUCUUUUUGUGAAAUAUUUUUGUUUUCACAACUCUGAAUAUGAAUAAAGGAAUCGUCGUAUGUAGUAUAUUCUUGUUACUUUACGUCGAGGCAAGUAACGACGCGAAAUCAAGCAAAAAGAAAUCAUGGCGAGAGAAAGAUAUACGAGAUAUGACCGAAGCAGAUUUAGAGCAUUUGCUAGACCAGUGGGAGGAAAACGACGAACCUUUGGAACCGGAUGAACUACCGGAACAUCUCAGACCAAGUCCAAAAAUUGACAUAUCAAAGAUUAAUAUGUCAAAUCCUGACAAUGUACUCAAAGUGACUAAAAAAGGUAAAAGUGUCAUGAUGUUUGUGGACACUAUAGAGGAUAUUUCAGUAGAAGAAGCUGAAGUAAUAAUGAAAAUCUGGCACACUAGUUUUCAGAAUAAUCAUAUUGCUGCCGAAAGAUACCCAAUUGAUCAAAAAAGAUCUGUAUUCUUAUUUCGAGAAGGUUCCCAAGCUGUAGAUGCAAAAAAUUAUUUGCUGCAACAGCCAGAAUUGUCUCAUAUUACUCUUGAAGGGCAUACCUAUUACAGAGAUCCACAAAAACAGGGCAAAACUAUGCCAAAACUUAACAAGGUUGUAAACACCCAAAGUACAAUGGACGAGAAACAGAGAAAAGCAGAGUUAUAAAUUGCUAUAAAUAUACAUUCUUUAAAGACACAAAAUAUAUUGUUUGUAUAUUUUUAUACAUUGUAAAUAAUUAUAAGCAAAUCUAUAAGCAAACGCGUAUAGAACCAUUUUUGAUAUAAGUGUUUUCUUCGGUUUACAGAAACAGAUUUAUAAUUACUUGUAUAUACACCUUUUGUAAUUCCAUUUAAUACUUUGUAUAAAAAAAGAAUAUCGACUAAAUUGCAAUAUAAAUAAUUAAUUCUACUUUAUUCCACUUGAACCGUUGUACAAUAUUAAUGACGCGAUUAACAUUAUUAAAGCAGCAGCAAUGAGAAUAACAAUUAACAAUAUUAGUUUCUAUCAAAAACAAUAUAACAUUUCGUUACUUUUACCUAAUUACAAAAUAGAAGCAAGAGAGAACGAUAUUACGUAUUACAUGUUAAUAGAUAUGUUUAAUUUAAUAAAUUGUAACACAAAGUUUACCCA